Adineta ricciae is the source of this 3561-nucleotide messenger RNA. The record is from the annotation of a GenBank genome assembly. NCBI's taxonomy places the organism in Eukaryota, Metazoa, Rotifera, Eurotatoria, Adinetida, Adinetidae.
AUGUCGAUUAAUAUGAUUAAGGCUUCUUGUAUCAAAAUGAGUGAAACAACUGUAGAUGAAGCCACUCCAUUAGUACUGACGUCGCAACGAACGUUGCUAAGAAGUGAUCAAAGAACUACAUUUCAACGAAAUCUCGCCGUUUAUUUGAUUCUAUUCAGCGCAGGUUUCGAACGCUUGGCAUUUUAUUCAUUAGCAGGUAAUUUGACAUUCUUUCUCGACUCAAAAUUAAUCAGCUGGCGAUUUCCACACACAAUCAUUGCUCCACUCAUUUUUCUCGGAACAAGUUACAUUUCGGCCAUAGUGUUUUCGUGGAUUAGCGAUGGAAGAUUGGGCAGAGCGAAAACAAUUCUGAUCGGAUUUACCAUCUAUUGCAUCGGGUAUACAUUCAUGAUUCUAUUCGCCAAUGAGCAUAUGCAUCAAAAUUGGUGUCCGCUACGAAAUAGUACAACGGAAGCAACAGCACCAGAUUUCUUUCAUGAACUUUGCAUUCAAUACAUUCUUCCGACGUUGAUUAUAACUGCCAUCGGUGUUGGUGCAGUUCAGGCUAAUAUGGCUGUAUUUGGUGCGGAACAAGUCAGAGAACAAAGAAGUAGAAUGCGCUAUUUUGAUAUCUACUAUGCUGCAGUGAACACUGGUGGACUUCUCGCAUUUGGCGCUAUUGCAUAUUUACAAAUCAAUAAAGGUUACUUCGUCGGAUACUUAAUUCCUGGUGUUUUGCUCUUCUUAGCAUUUAUACUUUUCGUACUCGGUUGUAAAUGUUACGUUCACAUUAAACCACAAGAUGCUGUCAUUACAGCUUUUCUUCCGGUAGUUAUCAAUGCGUUUCAAUCAUGGCGAACUCGACGUAGAAGUCAGUCGGGAGCGAUCAAUCGAAAUGAACUCCAUCGUGAACAACCUAUCGUAGAAACUGAAGCCGACAGUACAGAUUAUUUAUCGUUUACUGUCAGCAGACCCUCGUGGUCAUUUCUGGAUCACGCCAAAGUGGAAAAUAAUGGUCGAUUUCCUGAUCGAAUCGUAAAUGAUAUCAAAUCAUUGAGGCGUAUUAUGGUUGUUUUCUUAUUGCUAACACCAUACUGGCUACUUUAUGUUCAAGUUGAAACAACAUUCAUUGUUCAAGGUGCACACAUGAAACUACCCACAUCGUUCAAACGAAUGCCAGUUGUUUGGCUUUCGCUUGCUAAUCAAAUGAUCAUUAUUGUUACUAUCUUUGUUCUCAACACCUUCGUUUACAAACGUCUCCAAGCCAGUGGUCGAUCAUUUCCUAUUAAUACUCGUAUUGUCAUCGGAAUGACAUCCGCUGCACUCUCCAUGUGCAUGGCUGGUACAGUGGAAAUCUUUCGUCAGAAUAUUUGCAAGACUCAAAACUUCACGCAGAUCAUCGCUGACAAAGAAUACGUUGCUGCAAAUAUGAGUGUCUUCUUUCAAUUUCCUCAAUAUGUUGGUAUUGGUCUUUCGGAAGUUUUUACAUCUGUUGCCAGUCUCGAAUUUGCGUACUUGGCUGCGCCACAAUCAGCUCAAUCGUUGAUAAUGAGUCUUCGAUUUUGUUCUGCUGGUUUGUCAUCAUUUUUCGGGUCAGGCAUAGUUGGCCUCAUGUCAAUCGAGUGUAUUUUACCCACUACCAUUGCUUCCUUCUCGUCUAUUCUUUUGAAAACAAAAACAACAAAUGGUUUCAUAUCUUAUCUAUAUCGAAUUGACAGCAUCAUAGACAAUUAUCGAGUUUUACUUACAUCUGAUAUCAUAAACAACGUGCAAAUGACAGAGGCGAGCAUUGAUGAGGGUUCCCCACUCAUUUUCCAUACUUCGAGUAUUCCGAGUACGCCAGAUCAUCGAACAGAUUUUCAACGCAAACUUUCUGUUUGGCUAAUUCUAAUCAGUGCUGGUUUAGAGCGCUUAGCCUUCUAUUCGUUAGCAGGAAAUCUUGUUCUGUUUCUUACAUCCGAUGUUAUCAACUGGACGCCGUUACACAGCGUCACUGCUUCAUUCAUAUUUCUUGGUACAAGCUACAUAUCGGCUCUUAUCUUUGCUUGGAUCAGCGACGGGAAAUUAGGUCGGGCGAAGACAAUUAUCAUCGGAUUUCUAUUGUACAUCAUUGGUUAUGCAUUCAUUUCCUUAUUUUCGGACAAUGAUCAAUAUAAAUUAUAUAGUACAUUCUGUGGUAGAAGCAAUCUGACGGUAUUGGACACAGUUGGAUUUUUUCAAGAACAGUGCAUUGCUCAGAUUCUCUCGACAUUGAUUCUCACAGCUAUCGGUGUCGGUGCAGUUCAAGCAAAUAUGGCUGUGUUCGGUGCUGAACAAGUUCGAGAACAAAGAGCAACGACACAAUACUUUGAUAAAUAUUACGCUGCAGUGAAUAUCGGUGGAUUGAUUGCAUUUGCGUUUAUUGCCUAUGGACAACAAAAUGAUAGUUAUUUCAUCGGGUAUAUCAUUCCAUCGGGCCUAUUGAUUAUUGCGUUGAUUUUGUUUCUGAUCGGUUAUCGAUUUUGCAUUCAUAUUGUACCACAUGAUUCUGUAAUUAGUAAUAUCAUUCCGGUACUGAUCAACGCUUUUCAGACGUGGAGAAAACAUCGACGAAAUUCGCAGAUCUUAACGAAUAACCGAAGACAGAAUAGUUCAACUGUGUUAUUAGAUGAUCCUGUUGACUACAGUGAUCAAUUUUCGAUAACGACAAGCGGACAAACAUGGUCAUUUCUAGAUUAUGCAAAAAUAUCGAACCAAGGAAAAUUUAUCGAUCGAACCGUAGAUGACAUCAAAUCGCUCCGACGUAUCAUUGUUGUUUUUCUUCUUCUCAUACCCUAUUGGCUUCUAUAUUUCCAAAUUGAAACAACAUUUCUUGUCCAAGGUGUGCAUAUGAAAGUAAUGAAAUUCUUUCGCACGGAUCAAGGCGAUCAUUAUAUGCCUGUCAUUUGGCUAUCACUUGGUGAUCAAAUCAUCAUUAUUGUUGCAAUCUUUUUUCUGAACACUUUCGUUUACAAACGUCUUCGAGCAAGUGGACGUUCGAUUUCAAUACGUUUUCGAAUUACUAUCGGUAUGAUGUCAGCUGCGCUUGCAAUGUGUAUGGCAGGCACUGUGGAGAUAUUUCGUCAAAAACUUUGCGAUUCUCCACCAACUAUCGAACAAAUUAUUGGAAAAACGAAUUAUACUGCUGCUGACAUGUCGAUAUUUUAUCAAUUUCCACAGUACAUCGGAAUUGGUCUGUCAGAAGUAUUCGCUUCAGUGGCCAGCUUAGAAUUCGCGUAUUUAGCCGCGCCACGUUCUGCUCAAUCGUUAAUUAUGAGUCUUCGAUUUUGUUCUGCUGGUCUGUCAUCGUUCUUCGGCUCGUUCUAUAUUGGUAUAUUCGUCAAAAUAAAACAAGAUCUUGCCUUUGAAAACUCUUCCUGCAAAGCUGCAGAUGAGCCCGAGUUAUUCUUUGUUUAUUUCUUUGUAUUGGCUGCUUUUCAAGUAUUCUUCAUACUGGUAUUUCUCGCCUGUGAUCGAAAAUUUCACAUACUGAAAGUUUCCAAACAACGAUUCAACACCAGAUUAUUUGUUGCACCGACAUCUCGAUCAUCUACUCGCUGUUGA